CAUGAGUUCUUGUUUGGUGCCCUUGCUGAACUUGUAGAUAAUGCCAGGGAUGCAGAUGCCACGAGAAUAGACAUUUAUACUGAGCGACGGGAAGACCUACGAGGUAGAUUCAUGCUGUGUUUUUUGGAUGAUGGAACGGGAAUGGAUUCAAAUGAAGCUGCCAGUGUUAUUCAAUUUGGUAAAUCAGCGAAGCGAUCACCUGAGUCAACUCAAAUUGGGCAGUAUGGGAAUGGCUUGAAAUCGGGUUCCAUGCGGAUUGGGAAGGAUUUUGUCUUGUUCACAAAAAAAGACGACACCAUGACUUGCCUUCUGUUGUCUCGGACGUUCCAUGAGGAAGAAGGCAUUGAUGAGGUCAUCGUUCCCCUGCCCACCUGGAACGCACAAAGCCAGGAGCCUGUGACUGACAACAUGGAGAAGUUUGGGAUUGAGACAGAGCUAAUUUACAAGUAUUCCCCUUUCAAAUCAGAGCAGGAAGUGAUGGAGCAGUUUAAUAAGAUCCGUGGGGAGAAAGGCACCCUGGUGAUCAUCUUUAACCUCAAACUAAUGGAUAAUGGAGAGCCAGAGCUGGAUGUGACUUCUGACCCCCGAGACAUUCAGAUGGCAGAAACACCCCCAGAGGGAACAAAGCCUGAGCGCCGUUCCUUCCGUGCCUAUGCUGCUGUGCUUUAUAUUGAUCCCAGAAUGAGGAUCUUCAUAAAUGGACACAAAGUACAAACAAAACGACUUUCGUGCUGCCUGUACAAGCCAAGGAUGUACAAAUAUACUUCAAACCGUUUCAAGACUCGUGCAGAGCAAGAGGUGAAGAAAGCAGAGCACAUGGCGAGGAUAGCGGAGGAGAAGGCUCGUGAGGCAGAGAGUAAAGCCCGUGCCCUGGAGCUGCGCCUAGGAGGGGAUCUCACGCGGGAGUCCAGGGUGACGCUACGGCAAGUCCAAAACUCUGCAAUAACCAUGCGCCGGGAGGCUGAUGUCAAGAAAAGGAUCAAGGACGCAAAGCAGCGGGCACUGAAGGAACCCAAAGAACUGAAUUUUAUCUUUGGUGUGAAUAUUGAACAGCGUGAAUUGGAUGGCAUGUUCAUUUAUAACUGCAGUCGGCUGAUAAAGAUGUAUGAGAAGGUGGGCCCGCAGCUGGAGGGUGGCAUGGCAUGUGGUGGAGUCGUAGGUGUGGUGGAUGUGCCCUAUUUGGUCCUGGAGCCAACCCAUAAUAAACAAGACUUUGCUGAUGCCAAAGAGUAUCGACACCUGCUGAAAGCCAUGGGAGAGCAUUUGGCUCAGUAUUGGAAGGAUGUUGCUAUAGCCCAGAGAGGUAUCAUCAAGUUCUGGGAUGAAUUUGGUUAUUUGUCAGCAAACUGGAACCAGCCUCCAUCUAGUGAACUGCGCUACAAACGCCGGAGAGCCAUGGAGAUUCCUACCACAAUUCAGUGCGAUGUGUGUCUGAAAUGGCGGACUCUCCCAUUCCAGCUGAGCUCAGUGGAGAAGAAUUACCCUGAUAGCUGGGUGUGCUCUAUGAACCCUGAUCCUGAACAAGACAGGUGUGAAGCUGCAGAGCAGAAGCAGAAAGUACCACUGGGAACUCUGAAAAAAGACUUGAAAUCACAGGAGGAAAAACAGAAACAACUGUCAGAGAAAAUCCGCCAGCAGCAGGAAAAGCUGGAAGCUCUGCAGAAAACCACUCCAAUUCGAUCUCAAGCUGACUUAAAGAAACUGCCUCUGGAAGUGACCACAUGUCCUGGAGGGGAGAACACCCAGUCACAGACCCGACCUCAGCGCCCGCGAUCUCCUCCUUUACCUGAUGUAAUCAAGAACGCUCCCAGCAGACCACCACCACCUACGCCUCCUCCCAAGUCCAUCAGUCAGCUGAAAAAAAGCUCUUCAGCUUGGCCAAAUAUCAGCACUCCCAAACUGGCAAGCAUCCUCUCCAAGGAGGAGGCCAGCACUUCCAGGACACACCAGCACACUGUGACAGCUGGAAAGUCUAACAGUGCUUUAAAAACUCUUGCCAAACCAAGUACAACGACGAAACCAUCCUCUUUGGUCCAUCAGAACCCCAAAAGCUCACGUGAGACAUCCAGUCCAAAAACUGCCAAGACGCCAGCACUGAAGAAAUCUGCCACUGUCAAAUGCCCACAGGCCUCCAGCACUCGGAAGAGGACCUUGAACACCACAGAGGAUGGGUCCGGGGAGGAGGGGGAGUAUAAGAAAGAGAAGACAAAACGAGGCAAAUUUCUGUCAGUGAAAGAAGAGAGAAAGGAUUCCAGUGAGGUGGUGGUAGAGCUCACAGACAGUGCUGGGGAAGAAGAGCUGGCAGAACUGAAGAAAGCUCAGAAAGAUAAAGGGCUGCAUGUGGAAGUGCGUGUGAACAAGGAGUGGUUCACAGGCCGUGUCACAGCUGUGGAAAUGGGCAAGCAUGCAGUACGCUGGAAGGUGAAGUUUGAUUAUGUUCCUACAGACACCACACCAAGGGAUCGCUGGGUAGAGAAGGGUAGUGAGGAUGUGAGGUUAAUGAAGCCUCCCUCUCCCGAAUACCAGGCUCCAGAUACGCAGCAGGAAGAGGAGGUUGUUGGGGCUGAACCUUCCACCUCAGACUGUGUCAGAAUCGAGCCAGACACCACUGGUCCCAGCAGCAGCCAAGAAACAGUAGACUUACUAGUCCAGAUCCUUCGAAAUUGUUUGCGGUACUUCUUACCUCCGAAUUUUCCUAUCUCUAAGAAGGAGCUGAGUUCCAUGAGCUCAGAAGGGUUGUUGGCGUUUCCCUUGAAAGAAUAUUUCAAACAGUAUGAGGUAGGUCUGCAGAACCUGUGCAAUUCAUAUCAGACACGUGCCGAUGCCCGGGCCAAAGCUUGUGAAGAAAACCUCCGCAACUCGGAGAGAAAGCUGAAGGAAACGGAGGAGAAACUGCAGAAGCUGAGGACUAACAUCGUGGCCCUUCUGCAGAAAGUGCAGGAGGACAUUGAUAUUAAUACAGAUGAUGAACUGGAUGCAUAUAUCGAGGACUUGAUCACGAAAGGAGAUUGAGCAGCCCCAGUACAAGUCCUAGAGAAGUGCAGAGGAGCUGGUUGCUGCAAUGGGAGAUACGGAUUCCUGCAGUGGAGAACUAUGGCAGCUGAUGAGGAGAGAGGGUUUUUAGACAGUACUUACGUUGUGUUGGUGUACAACUUGUUCUUGUGACUUUACAUGAAAAGACAUUUGUGCUGUUGGCAGGAAAAUUUUUUAACGUUGUAGUUCUCUGAAUCUCUUCCCUUUCUUUAUAAAUAUUUAUUUUUAAAAGAAAUAGGGA
Molecule: messenger RNA, 3274 nt
Organism: Charadrius vociferus (killdeer)
Lineage: Eukaryota; Metazoa; Chordata; Aves; Charadriiformes; Charadriidae
Gene: MORC2
Product: MORC family CW-type zinc finger 2
Exons: 25
Coding region: 112-3012 (966 amino acids)
Cellular component (GO): nucleus
Molecular function (GO): zinc ion binding
Source: RefSeq, a predicted model, not a curated record